Messenger RNA from Calidris pugnax (ruff), 2005 nucleotides. It is a transcript of the gene LMBR1, whose product is annotated as limb development membrane protein 1. The coding region runs from base 58 to 1524 and encodes 488 amino acids. The transcript has 17 exons. NCBI's taxonomy places the organism in Eukaryota, Metazoa, Chordata, Aves, Charadriiformes, Scolopacidae. Gene Ontology annotation, biological process: signal transduction. The record is from RefSeq and is a predicted model, not a curated record. Gene Ontology annotation, molecular function: transmembrane signaling receptor activity.
GAGCAGGCGCGGCGGCGGCGGCCGCCAUUGCGCGCGGGGGCCGCGGGACUAUGAAGGAUGGAAGCGGACGAGGUGACGAUCCGCGAGCAGAACUUCCACAGCCAAGUGCGGGAGUACACGAUUUGUUUUCUCCUAUUUGCUGUUCUCUACAUAGUUUCCUACUUCAUAAUCACAAGAUACAAAAGGAAAGCAGAUGAGCAAGAGGAUGAAGAUGCCAUCGUUAACAGAAUAUCGCUGUUCUUGAGCACCUUCACUCUAGCAGUUUCAGCUGGUGCAGUCCUGCUUCUACCUUUCUCAAUAAUCAGCAAUGAGAUCCUGCUUUCUUUUCCGCAAAACUACUAUAUUCAGUGGUUAAAUGGCUCACUAAUUCAUGGUUUAUGGAAUCUUGCUUCUCUUUUUUCGAAUUUAUGUUUGUUUGUGUUGAUGCCCUUUGCUUUUUUCUUCCUGGAAUCGGAAGGAUUUGCUGGUUUAAAAAAGGGCAUCAGAGCACGAAUUUUGGAAACCCUUGUAAUGCUUAUUCUUCUUGCACUGCUUAUCCUUGGCAUUGUAUGGGUGGCUUCAGCACUCAUAGACAAUGAUGCUGCCAGUAUGGAGUCUCUGUAUGACCUCUGGGAAUUCUACCUCCCGUAUUUAUAUUCCUGUAUAUCACUGAUGGGAUGCUUGUUACUUCUGUUGUGCACGCCAGUGGGACUUUCACGGAUGUUUACAGUAAUGGGUCAGUUACUGGUGAAGCCAACAAUCCUUGAAGAUCUAGAUGAGCAGAUGUACAUCAUCACUUUAGAGGAAGAAGCAAUUCAGAGGAGGCUUAAUGGUGUAUCUUCCAUGGUGGAACAGCAGGCAGUAGAGUUAGAACGGGAGCUUGAAAAAGUGAAAAGCAAGAAAACAAAUCUAGAACGGCGGAAAAAAGCUUCUGCUUGGGAAAGGAAUUUAGUCUAUCCAGCUGUUAUGAUAUUGCUACUGAUCGAGACAUCCAUCUCAGUCCUCUUAGUUGCUCUCAACAUUCUUUACCUGUUGGUUGAUGAGACUGCAAUGCCAAAGGGAUCUGGGGGGCCUGGAAUAGGAAAUGCCUCCCUCUCCACCUUUGGUUUUGUGGGAGCAGCACUUGAAAUCAUCUUGAUUUUCUAUCUCAUGGUGUCCUCUGUCGUCGGCUUCUACAGUCUUCGGUUUUUUGAGAAUUUCACUCCCAGGAAGGAUGACACAACUAUGACAAAGAUCAUUGGAAACUGUGUCUCAAUCUUGGUGCUAAGCUCUGCGUUGCCAGUGAUGUCAAGGACACUGGGAAUCACCAGAUUUGAUCUUCUUGGAGACUUCGGAAGGUUUAACUGGCUGGGAAACUUCUAUAUCGUAUUAUCCUACAACUUGCUCUUCGCCAUCGUGACGACGUUGUGUCUGGUCAGAAAGUUCACUUCCGCCGUGCGAGAAGAGCUCCUGAAGGCAUUGGGAUUAGAUAAACUUCAUCUGUCGAACAAUCCAAGAGACUCGGAGACAAAGCCGUCUGCAAACGGGCAUCAGAAAACACUGUGAUUAACAAUCACCUCCAAUCAACAGAGCUGAGAACAUCAACCUCAUGGCAUUCCUGUCAUCUCGUUUUUAUAAUGAUUUUUAUUUGUUGAUAAUUUGGGUCCAACCUUGUCUCAUUUUUUGAUGCUGUGUGCUUCGGAGGAAGUUAGGUAUAUCCCAUUGUUCUCUUUCCAGUGAACUUUUGGUCUGCUUGUUUGUUUCCCAGUGUGUUCAUGCAGGAGGUGCCUUGAAGCCUGGAAGCUGAGGAGAAUAAUGCAUUCCUUUUUAUUUGUUGACGGUCUCACAUCUUCAGAUCUACACCUGCUCCCGUUUGAACGCACAGUACCUCCUGUGUCACAGCCACAGCGACACACAACAACUUUGGGACUUGGUUAAAAAAAAAGAUACACUUGAAGCCCUAUAUGACCCUUACUGGAAACGUAAACUACCUGGAGUAGGUGUCCUUGGUGGUAGAUAACCAGUUCCACGGGGACUGUGUUAAAAA